Molecule: messenger RNA, 2762 nt
Organism: Pelmatolapia mariae (spotted tilapia)
Lineage: Eukaryota; Metazoa; Chordata; Actinopteri; Cichliformes; Cichlidae
Gene: sft2d1
Product: SFT2 domain containing 1
Exons: 8
Coding region: 180-662 (160 amino acids)
Biological process (GO): vesicle-mediated transport
Cellular component (GO): membrane
Source: RefSeq, a predicted model, not a curated record
AGCAAAUUGACUGCAAUUAAACCGACCCCAAGUCAGUACGUACAAAGGGCAGUACACAGGAAGUCAAACUUAUAACAGCUGCGAUAACAGUUGUGGGCAUAAACCACAUAGGUUACAGGCUGAAAAAGAGAACAGCGGGCCGCUUUUUUUCUGGCCAGUUCGCCAGCUAGCUCGUAGCGAUGGACAAGCUUCGUCGUGUGCUAAGCGGCCGAGAGGACAACGAGGAACUGGGUCUCACUGCACAGGUCCUUGAUGCCAGCACUCUCAGCUACAGCACCAGGGUGAAAUGGUUCGUCAUCUGCUUUGCUGCAGGCAUCCUGUGUUCAAUACUUGGCACAGCACUGCUGUUCCUUCCAAGUGGCUUGAAGCUCUUUGCAGUCUUUUACACACUAGGGAAUAUUGCAGCUCUUGCCAGCACCUGCUUCCUAAUGGGACCACUAAAACAGCUGAAGCGCAUGUUUGAACCAACACGACUGAUAGCAACCAUUGUUAUGCUGCUCUGCCUGGUCUUAACGCUUUGUUCAGUGUUUUGGUGGGGUAAAAAGGGACUGGCCAUAAUCUUCUGUAUUCUGCAGUUUCUGGCAAUGACGUGGUAUAGCAUCUCUUACAUUCCAUUUGCCAGGGAUGCUGUGAUCAAGUGCUUCACGACCUGUCUGAGUUAGGACUCCAAAGUCUACAGUUUCCUAUCAAGACUGGUCCUAAUAUGCAAACUGCGAACAAGAGGCUUUGUAAAAUAUACAUGAUAUUGUAUAUACACUAUAUUUCCAAAUUUUUAUUGUGGCUUUCAUACUGUGAAGUCUUGCUUUUUAAGUGUAGCUAAAGGUCUAUAACUAUCACCAGAUAAUAGGUAUCAGUCUUUUGCUUUUGACAUGAGUAAUGGGUGCCUUUAAUGGUUAAUAUAUUUAAAAAUAUUCCUGAAUUUUCUGAGUGUAUUUAUGCCAUUCAAGUGCAGAAACUGAUGUUGAGUCUGGUAUGUGGUCAAAUACAACAAAAGUGCCUUCUGAUUAUAUGCAGCAGGAAGAAACCAGUUCAAAUAUAAGUCAGGUUCUAUAUUUGCAUUUUGAGCAGUAUACAAAUUAAUUGUCAUCUGGCUUCCUACAUGCAAACGUUGUCAGAGCAUUAUCUCUCUCUGUUGUGCGUGCGUGUGUGUGUGAUGUGCAAAGAGGCUCUGAGAUGCUGUUCCAUGUUGAUGUUUUCCCCUUGGCAAUUGUGUCACUGCUUCACUGAUAAUGCCUGAAAUAUGAUUUUUUUUUUUCUACAGCUAAACAGAAUUUAAAAAGCACUCAAUCUUCAGUGUAUCAUGUGAAAUCAUGUUAAAAAUGCUUCUCCUUUUUAGGUUGAUUUCCUGCCAGAUGUAGCAGUGACCCAGUUAAUUACACUUUUCUGAGCAUUGUGAUUUUUACGUGACCUAAUAACCCAAUGUAGCUGGCAUCACGUUCCUCUAUACCGCUUCAGCGUGAUGUUGUAGCCUUUGAGGAUGUGGUUGUCAUGACAACCUCCGCCAGAACACUCAUAACCUUUUCCUACCCCCAUUUGUGGUGCAGAUGUUCACAUCCAACUAACAAAGGUGUUUCUGCUUUUUUAGAGCUCCUUGGGCCAGCAGUCAGCCUUGAUUCCUUUGCAUUUUUUGAAUUUAAACUAAAAUGCGUUUUACUACGUAAUAAGAGCACAGCUCAAGUUUUUUUUUCUUUUCUUAAUUGCUUUAUCAGAUUAAAUAAUUUCUUUUCUUUUCUUGCUGCGCUUAUGGGGUUUUUUUGGGGGGGGGGUAGACACUUGUAUUUUUGUGGGAUUACCAUGGGCAAAAUCUCCCCUCAGUACUUAUUGUUCAUCUAACUUGACAGAGACCCAGCAAAUCCCUCUUGAAGUAAUCUUGGGGGGAUAAAAUAAUUCUUUGAAAUGAGAGUUUGUCGUCUUUGUGUUUUCUGAUUGGUUUUCCAUAGCAGCCAUUUUUGGAUUACACCAAAGUUUGAAGAUGAAGGGGAAGAACCCUGACCCCAGCAAUCUGUUAGCGUCCCAACUGUUUCCCCUUCAGUACAUUUAAUCUGUUGUUAUGUCAGAGAGAACGGGGAUCAUGCCUCAUCAAGCACUGAAAUUAAACAAGUCUGUGUGUCUUCUUCAGCUUAAUGAUCGAAGUCUUCUUGCAGAGAUGAAUAAAUAACUUGGCCUGUGUUGUGGUGGGAGCUGCUGUCCCAGUUAUUGAUUCUAAGUGUCUGAAGACUGUUAAUUUUCAAAAAGCAUUAAACACACAUGCAUUUUAUUUCCCCAUCCCCAGAGCAACUGCAUCUGAUGCAUGACUUAAAGCCAAGAUGUUUCACGAACCGUAAAAUAUGCAGGCAAUAUAAAAUCGUUUAAUAACUACAGAUUAGCAAAAGGGCUCAUUGAUUUCUGCCUGGCAGAAAGUGCAGAUAGAAGCAAAGGAGGACAAAGAAAAAUCAAUAUUGCAGAUUAUUUGUGUAUCCUAUGAGAUGCUAUUUCAUAGUCUACAUGGCUGGAGUAACAAAAGUGACCGUCGAUACACAUCAGAUAAUUGACAUUUGAGAUCAUAUUGACUGAAAGGAUACAAUGAAACUGCAUGCCAUUGUGCCUGUGACAUGUUCAAGGACACACUGAUCUGAGCACCAAGGACUAAACUCAUGAUUAUGACCAUAAGUUCUCUUUCUUUUCAUCCAAGUAUGUUUUGGCAGUGCAAAUAAAUCACAGAGUAUUGAUACUUUUGAAGUUGUCGAACUUUUUGAGUUUUGUAUUUCGAAUAAAGACGUUAU